UUAACGCGCGGCCAACACGAUCACAUCGCAGACCCAAACACAACCACACCGGACCCAAACUAUACACCAUAUAGCAUAUGCAUAGGCAUAGUAUAGUGUGCAUAGUGUAUAGUGUACAUAUUAUUUAGUCUGGUAUAACAAGUGCGCGGCGUUGCGAGAUCGGCGUUGAUUUAGAUUUAUGUUUUGAUUCUUUCAACGAGUGUUUCGGCUAAUUGCCAGUUGCUCAAAGUUUGAUCAGCCGUCAUAUUCGAUUAUUCAACAAUUUUGCUGGUUGGAGUUUGGAUAUUAAACACAAAGAAUUGCAGUUACUAUUGCUGAAUUGAAAUAAAAUUGUGUUUUAUUUUUACAACCACCGUCAUGACCAAGAAUGGACACAGCAAUUCGGCUUACGUCGGCGAUCAUCCGGAGAAAUUGGAGCUGGCGGAGAAGGGUCAGAAGAACAAGGCCGUAGUUACCAAGGAUCCCGACUACAAUCCCUAUCACCAUCGCGAUGUGGAGCAUCCCACCACGAACUCGGAAACCCUGUUCCAUUUGCUAAAGGGUUCGCUGGGCACAGGAAUUCUGGCCAUGCCGAAUGCCUUUCGUAACUCCGGUUAUAUUACUGGAUCCAUUGGUACGAUUGUCAUUGGUUUCAUUUGCACCUUCUGCAUUCACCAGCUGGUCAAGGCUCAGUAUGAACUGUGCCGCAGGAAGAAGAUGCCCAGCAUGAAUUAUCCAAUGGUGGCGGAGACGGCAAUGGGUGAAGGCCCAAAAUGCUUCCGGGUUUUUGCUCCCUACAUUGGCACAGUGGUUAACACCUUCCUGCUAAUCUAUCAACUGGGCACCUGUUGCGUUUACGUGGUCUUCGUGGCGUCCAACAUUAAGGCCAUUGUGGAUGCAGUGGCCGAUACCAGCAUCGAUGUGCGACUCUGCAUGAUCAUCAUACUGCUGCCCCUGAUCCUCAUCAACUGGGUGCGGAAUCUUAAGUAUCUGGCUCCGUUCUCCACGCUGGCCAACGCCAUUACGAUGGUAUCCUUCGGCAUCAUCUGCUACUACAUCUUCCGCGAGCCAGUCACCACAGAGGGCAAGGAUGCCUUUGGAAAACCCUCGAACUUCCCGCUAUUCUUCGGCACCGUCUUGUUUGCGCUGGAAGCCAUCGGUGUAAUCCUGCCCCUGGAGAACGAGAUGAAGACCCCGCAGAAGUUCGGCGGCAGCUGUGGAGUCCUCAACGUAUCCAUGGUGCUCAUUGUGUUCCUCUACGUGGGCAUGGGUCUCUUUGGUUAUCUCAACUAUGGAUCUGCGGUGCUGGGUUCCAUCACACUAAACAUGCCGGAGCACGAAGUGCUUUCCAUGUGCGUCAAGGGCAUGCUGGCCUUUGCCAUUUACAUAACCCAUGGAUUGGCCUGCUAUGUGGCCAUUGAUAUCACCUGGAAUGACUAUGUGGCCAAGCGCCUGGGCGCCCAACGGAAUGCCCUGUUUUGGGAGUACGCAGUGCGAACUGGCCUCGUCCUGAUCACCUUCCUCCUGGCAGUGGCCAUUCCCAACCUGGAACUGUUCAUCUCCCUCUUUGGAGCACUGUGCCUCUCCGCUUUGGGUCUGGCUUUCCCGGCACUCAUCCAGAUCUGCACACAUUGGUACAAUACGAAGGGUUUCGCAAAGGUCUGGCUGGUGUUAAGCAACUUUGUGCUGAUCAUUGUGGGCAUCCUGGGCUUGGUUAUCGGCACGUAUACCUCACUCAAGGAGAUCGUGCUGACCUUUUCCGAGUAGUUUGCUUAUGCGAGAACCUAAAUCCGCCAGCGGGCAUUCCAAUUCAAGCGAAAGUAUUAUGAGCAAUCGAAAGAUAUUGAAAUCUGUAAACACUUGCAGCGCAGCACACAUGACAAGAUGCAGAUGCAGAUACAACUAGGGAUAUAGUUACAGUUGAGCUGAGAUCCACUGUUUAUGUGUAAAGUUAUACUCUGAACUAAUUGUUGUGUAUUUGUAUAGAAUUUAACAGAUUUGUGAUAUUUUAAGCGUCAUGCCCAAGAAUCUGUACAACAAACGUGUGUAUAUCAUAUAUCUCUUUAUAUAGUAGAUAGCUUCUUGAUAAGUAGUUUAGUGCACAGUCACAUCUUUUUAAGUCAUAUUUAAAGUACGAUAGCAGAUAACCACAAUAAUAAACACAUUUUGCCAUAUUAA
Molecule: messenger RNA, 2157 nt
Organism: Drosophila sechellia
Lineage: Eukaryota; Metazoa; Arthropoda; Insecta; Diptera; Drosophilidae
Product: proton-coupled amino acid transporter-like protein CG1139
Exons: 7
Coding region: 358-1746 (462 amino acids)
Biological process (GO): amino acid transmembrane transport
Cellular component (GO): vacuolar membrane
Molecular function (GO): L-amino acid transmembrane transporter activity
Source: RefSeq, a predicted model, not a curated record